CAGAAGAGAAGACACACACGUCGAGAACCUCCCGUCCGCUUAACGAACGGCGUCCCCGUUCGUGUGAAUGGUGCACCAGUCACGUCGAACCAGCUUAACUCAAGAAGCGUUGAAAAGGUACUAACAUGGAACUGUGGCAGGCUCUACGAUCUAUCAUGGAGGGCUAGAAACUCUGGGUGUCCCGUUUACCUUCUUACCUUAUGUCCGAAAACGUGGUCUGAAGAAGUGAAUACUCAUACGUCCUCCUUCCACAUAAUGACUUUCUUCGAGCUCACUGAAAUAAUACAAGCAGAGAAUGGUUCAAAACACAGUCAAAGGCCAUCACCGGCGUCGCGCUACGACCAGUGUCCUCCCGAUAAGGACGAGCUCGGUCGUUCCACUUGGAAUCUUUUACACACGAUGAGUGUUUACUAUCCAGAAAAACCGACAGAGAUCAAAAACAGACGGUUUCUACGUUUAUGGAUAGCCUUGCAAAGACAUACCCAUGUGAUUAUUGCGCAAAAGAUUUGCGAAAAGUUCUGA
This is a messenger RNA of Ostertagia ostertagi, 522 nucleotides long. The record is from the annotation of a GenBank genome assembly. Lineage: Eukaryota; Metazoa; Nematoda; Chromadorea; Rhabditida; Trichostrongylidae.